UUGUGACCCCGUGGGGGACCCCACUCUGGAGCAGUCUGCUCCUGAAGGUCUGCACCCCAUGGGAGACACCCACGCUGGAGCAGUUCAUGAAGGACUGUAGCCCGUGGGAGAGACAAGCUUUUCGUUGUACUUUUUCUCCCCUGUCUAGUGAAUGAGGGGAGUGACAGAGCGGCUCUGGUGGGCACCUGACCCUCAGCCAGGGUCAACCCACCACACCAGGGAAAAAAUACUUUAGUUCCUUCCUUUGCUCAUACAGCAGUAAGACGAAUGAUAAAAAGAAUACCCAGUUUUUGUGGCGGAAUCAGCAAGAGGGUGGGCACUGUUUUUGAGAACUAUUACUGAACUAUGUUUAUUAGUAUUGAAAAAAGCAAAGAUUUAUCUUUAUGGAGAACAAAAAUAGUUUGCAGUUGCUCUGUCCUCUUCAAAUUACACAUCCAUAAUACAGUUCGACAAAUAUGAAUAUAUGAAAAUAUGGUGCAAAUAUUUUUCUUGCACUCUCCAUAAAAAGGUUAGUGUAUGUACUGUAUUUUUUUCUUGAGGGAAACAGAUGUCAGGAACUAGGUACCUUACUGUUGCCAUAAAUGUCCUCUCUCUCUCUGAAAGCUUUGUUUAUUCCUCUUACACAGUUUCUCACUUCCUUUUCAUUCUCUCUUUGACAUCAGUUUAUCUUUGAAUUCAGAAUCUUGACUUGAACAUGCUCUUCCGAAGUAUGACAUGCUGUUAUUAUCAAAUAAGUGUGCUAUUACCAGAUGAGAGAACCUUCCACUAACCUGAAUGACUGCUUACAAGAGGAAGGGUUUAAAUCACAGUGACUGAGGUUAUUUAUAAGGCUAGAUUACUGUCAACUGCUUAGACAUUUUAAAAAUACAUUCCUUUAAACAAACGGCAUAUGCAUUUUUCUUUAAGAUGUCAGUACGGCAGAUUUCUCAUUUUCCAAAAGCCUUCUGGAUUCUUUCAGAGUCUGCUGCCUUUUCACAUCCACAUAAUACACCAUUCGCAUAACACAACAAAAGUCAAAACCUUACAUAAAGAUUUUAGGUUUAAACUAUCCAAAUGCACAAAACUGUAAUUAAAAAGACAUUUUUCAAAGACCAUAUAAACAGUAUAUGAGCAUAUAGAGUAAGAAUAUCUGUUAAUUUUUUCAUGUGUAAUUCAAUAAUGAAGAGUAAAUAUGCAUAUGCUAUGGAAACAAUUUUUAACAACAGAUUUUAAAGGCCUUACUGGAGCUAGUUGCUACACAUUAGCAUGCAAGGUAAUUCAUUCAGUUUCAAACCGACGGUAACCUGUUUAAACAAGCGCUAUAUUGUGUUUUGCCCAGUGUAGGAGAUAGAUAGGGCACAGCACUUAACACUGUCAAAGAUAUUUAGCAGUCCAACUGUAAGAUCCUUAACAUUAGCUGUAAUUUCCAUGUUAAUUUUGAACUCAUGCUAUUUGAGUUGAAGAUGUAAUUACACUUGUUACCAGCUAAAGUUUGCUGUCAUCACGUAACUCUGAAGAGAAUAAACACAGCCUUUGGGCACUAUAGCCAAACAAUAUAAAAUGUUAAGGAGGAAGGACGUAUAGCAACUAUUCUUCAUAAUCCUGGGACUCACUUCCUAUGUGGAUGAUUCAUCUUUCAAAGAUUAAAAUAACAUUCGUUAUUAAAAAAUGCUCCUGGUGAAAGAAACUACCAUCUGUCCUAUAAAUAGGAACUUCAUUAAUGCAUUGUGAGAAUCUUCUUAGAUAUCUGCAUACAUUAUUUGUAUAGAUUAAGGUUUUAUAGAUAUUUGUGUGUUCUACUUUAGAUAUUCCUUGAAACUUUGGACUGGUAAAGGAAAUCAGUAUAAAAGUAAUGAAACAGGAAAAACUAAGAAGCAUUUUGCAUUUAAGAAGGUUUUGGAAUGUGGAAGUGAUAAUGACAGGAAUUUUUAAAAAAAUUCAUUCAUGUUAUCGUUGUUGCUCAGGAUGUGAUACCACAAAGUCCCAAUCUAAAUUAACACGACCAUUUAUAUUUUAGGUACAAUGGCAUCUGCAAAAGACUAAGCAUAUAGAUAUAGGCAGAUAUAAGUAUGUAUAUAUAUAAAUAUACAAUUUCUUUUAAUGUUAAUAUAAUCUCAGUCAAAAAGCCUUGAGCAGAUGUUAUAUAACAAAAGUGGGAUAUCAAAAUAAGUCUGUAAGUGGAAAAUAUGGUCACGUUAAAUGUCAGAUGAACUGAGAGAAGACAUCCAAAGCAUAACCAAGACAGUCCAAGAAAGCCAGUCCAGUCAGUGCCUGCAAAGUAAGCAAUGAAGCUGACAUAUUUGGUAGAAGACGUGCUGAAUUUAGAGCUUCCAAACAUGAAAAACAAUUAGAAGCCAUUAAUUCGACAGUCUAUUUGUGUGAAGCUCUGACAGUUGUCUAACAAUUCUUAUGAAAAUAAAGUUGAAAGUAAUUUACUAAAAGAGAGACAUAACUAAUAUAAUAAGCUUCAUAAACAAGUCACAUUUCAAAUGUUAUGGAGGAGCCAGACAGAAUAUGUACAAAACUAAACAUGUUGAUGAUGAUUAGCAUAGGAAUUUUUGAGAUGUUAAUGAAAGCAUAGCAUCAAAAAAGGGAGAGAAUAAAAUACCAAAGAAACAAAAGGAUAUAAACAUAACUUGCAGAUUAGAGAUUUAAACACGUUGAAGGAUGGUGGCUGUAUCAACUGUGUAAGAGAAAAAGGGGCUAGCAGGCAAGCAAUUUCAAGGGAAGGUACAAAGUCUGGUUUUGGCUGUGUUAUGCUUCCACUAAUGGCGUGACAUCUAGGAAAAAUACCAUGUACUGAAAUGAUGGAUUGGAUGUUCCAAGACAAGAUGGGAACAAACAGACUGAGUCACCAAGAGUGGUAACUGAAAUUUUCAGUGGAUCAGAUUAUUGACCUCUUGUCCCUUCAGCAAAAGUAAAAUAUGAGAAUUACUGGGUAAAUGCCCUCCCUUGAAAGGAAGGGUACUCAUAGGAGAUGUGAGGGAACGUCAGAGGCGGAACAUAAAGACAACUAUGAAUUCACAAGAUGUUACACCAGAUGUUCUGAGUGAUUAUAAAUAAACAGCAGCUGAGAAAGUGAGGGGAAUCCUGAGAUUUUGUUAAAAAAAAGUCAUUAGAGAUCAGUGGAGAAGUUCAGGCCGAAUAAGAAGGAUACUAGGCCAAUGGUGGGGAAAGGAGGAACGAUUCGUGAGAUACCACCACUAAUUUUAGAAGUGCUAAAGAACUGAACUACAGGUCUUGAUGAAAACAAUUUGUUUUGGCUUAUCAGAAAACAUAAUAAUCUGGCACUCUUCUCUUUCAAGAGAGUGUAAGAUCUCAAAACAGGUAAGAGAUUCAGCAGACUAAAAAUCUGGUAGGGUCCAAGAUCCUGUUCCCUGUUUUUUAACUUACAAGCUCAUGAGUCUUGUCCUUGUUGACAUUUGUUCCUGAGAAACAUGCUAAAAUACUCCCAGUGAAAGAAAAUAUUUUGGCGUCAUCAAUUGGAACUACCAUAAAGUAAUAUUAAAGCACCAGGAACCAAAGGUGGGGGCUUAACAUUGAGUGUCAAAAUGUGAGGAGUGUAAAUACCAGGAAUAUACAAAAUACUUUGUUAAUUUAUUCCAAGUUUCAGAUAAUUUUUCAUCUCAGAUUUGAUUUUGAAGUUCCAUAUUCUGACACUACAGCAUUUUAAUUUAUAUAUGUAGAUCAAAUACUCCUGUAAGUAUGCAGCACCAAAACCUACAUGUUUACAUGGUUGUGCCUUUAUUUUGCACAUACUUCAUUAUGUAUUUUUCCUUUCCUAAAACAAGAAAACUGCUGAAAUGAAAACUUGCUUAUCUGCUAAAUCAACAUCUUGAAAGUUUUAGGUGGCAAAGUCUGCAGAUAGCAGACUAAAGCCAAGUCAACAUUUUCUUACAUUACCUCAAAAACUGUUAUGCUUCCUUUUCUAUCAGAGAUCUCACCAGAUCUCUGUAUUUGCCUGUCACACAGAAGCUGUGCAGCUGUAAGUAAAAUGAUAAUUGGAAAGAUAAUGUUAGUGGUAUUCAGGCAUCUCUCCCAAAGCAGCUUAGUCAUAUGCUGUAUGGAAUAAAAACAGGAUUGGCUGAGUAAGGGAAUUUACUGUUUCCCAGGAAAGGAAAUUGCCUGCAACACAUCUGGCAAAAUGUUCUAAAUGUUUAGUUUUGACAAAAUAUACAUUUCAGCUCUUCUUAUAAGGUGAGUUCUGUAGAGUGGGUAUCUUCUUUCUAAAAAGGGAAAGAUCUAAUUUGUACUUUAAAUAUACCGAGCCACUAUUUGCUAUUUUAUGUCAAAUACUAUAUACACUCGGCUAUAAAGCAAGCAGGAAAUCACAGGCUAAGCAGCUAUAUUUCAGUUUAUAGAAUAACUGUACCCCUCCAUAUCGACAGCAGAAAUAAAAGAUGACGAGAACAAUGAAAAUGAAAAAAGCACCGAGAGGAAGCAACUGGUCUGAAUUACAACUUUCUACUCAAUUUCAUACUGGCAUAUAUAAGAUUCCAUGCCAAAUUAUUUACAUUCCUUCCUACUUCAACAUGUCUAACAAUGAGAUGUUCCUUGUCAUAAUUGACAGGAGACAGAUCUUCUCUGUCAUUCAGCUUUUCUGGAGUAAGCCCUGCCCUGCAAGCAGACUUGUUAUUAUGCCUCUGAGGCUCAGCAAAAAGGCCAUAUUCAAGCAUCUUCCUUCCUCCUCCUCAGUUUUCAAGGACAAAAAUGUAUUUAACUUGCCUUACUUUUCACACCAGUUUUCUAAAUUUAGCUGUUACUACUUGCUUUCCCCCUGAACUCUGACUGGCUUUGACUCCCUGGGGAGGCAGAGAAGACCACUUCCUCCUCCACAGCUGGGAAAGCUGCUCCCAAAGGGAUAGAAAGGGUGAAGGAUCACAAUCAAAUGCUCCAAAAGAUGCACCAAAUACGGCACUAGCCUGUAGUGAAGGGUUAAAGGGAUGUAUAUUUAUUUUGUUGGCAAGGUGAACGCUCGCUAACUUUCUUGGGCAGUGGGAAAGAGCAUUUCGUUAAAGCAAUCCGAGUCCAUUGGACGCAGAUAGGGAAAUAGCAAAAUCCUCCCUCGGUUAUGUGUGCGUAUUGGGGGUUGUAUUCCGGUUAUUGCCCCUGCAGCCUGGAAGUAUCAAGGAAAAGUUGGGGAAAAUAUUACUGUGGUGAACCACAGGCUGCUACUCCAACAACUGGAUGAGAAGCACAGCCGAGUAGCUCACCGGUGGUGCCUGCUGUGCUGGUAUGGGUCUUUCGUUAGCAAUUUGUUGUCACUUCUCAGAAUAACACCUGCACUUCCCAUACCUUCUCCCUGAACUGCUGACAGCUGCCAUAACAACCAGCCAUUCAUUCAUUCAUUCAUUCAAACCUCCCCCCCCGACAAAACCCCCCGCAAAAAACCAAAUGCAGCCAAAAAACCAGUAAAAGGUGAACUCGUUUCUCUUUCCAGUUCUAAAUUCAUACAACCAUAGUUCUCCCUAGUGGAGGUCCAAGAUACAGCAAGCCUUGUUAGGCUGCCUCCAAGUUCAGAUUUUUUCCUGGCCCCAUUACGGCUCAAGGGCCUCCCGGGGUCAUGCGUCGGCCUUUCCUAAAGGAAAACAGACUCCAGAUCAAACCUUCAGAGACACUCCAGUCUCUCCUCAAAAACCCAGCAAAACGGAGCUGCCAGUUUGUGUUGGUGAUCCGACUCACCAGUGUGGCAUACAGCAAUUCAAAACCUGUUGAUUUAAUCAAGCCUCUCAUGGAAAUCCUGUCUAAUGAAUUCUCAGCAUGCAUUAAAUCGUGUCUUUUAUAUAUGUAGAGUCCCUAGAGUAGAUGUCUAAUAAUUAAAAACAAAACCCCUGAAAGACUACACUGGUCAGUCUCACCUUUCCCUUUAAUGUCUAACUAAGGGAUUAAAAAAAUGCAUGAAAAUAUAAUCAGAAAAAUUAAAUUUAUCUUCCAGUUCCUUGUCAUUUAUGAGAGAGAUGUUUUCAGAUCUGGAGCGUUCUUAUUUUCAGCACUACUCUAUUGAAGGACCUAUAUUCUUUGGGCUAGCUGUGAGAGGAAAAGAAAGCAGGGAGCGGACCAAUUUAAGGACAAGUACAAGUCACCAUAGGAAAUUCUCAUUCAAUUUAGAAAAUUAAUAAAAAAUAUUCAAAUAAAAGAAAAUAUUGAAUUUGAACAUCCAGUUAGAUACCUAGAAAUGCUUCACACAGUCUAGUGUAUAAAUCUAAUCCUACAUGCUGUCCUCAUUGCAUGAUAGUAGGUUACUCAACUACCUUGCAAAAGACUGUUAUUCACAUGGAAUUAAGCAUUCUUUCAAGGACUUCAAUAUAUUGAAAAGCAGAAAUCACUAUGGAGAAAGCUUUUGAAACUUCAUUAACAAUGCAGCUAGCUGUCACAUUAAUUUGCUUUGCUAUUGCAAUACAAAGUUGAAGGGAUGGAGAAUGCAUAAUUUAUAUGCCAAACCCUCCAAAUAUGUACAUUUUGUAGAAAAUAAUCUCUUGACUAUCCCAAGUUCCAAACAUAUUCCUCCAUUUCCUGUGGCUGGAAGGAUGAACGAUGGCAGAUGAACACUCAACAGGAAGAAAAUCUGACAAAUUGGUUCCACAGGUCACAGUCCAAGUAUAAUUUGAGCCUUUCUGGAAGUCUCAAGAAUUGAAUUCUAGAGAUUUUCCUUUCCAGAGGUAACUAUGUAUUAUGUAAAGAAAUCCCAGCAGCUUCCAACAAAGUAAGGCAUGCGUUUUAGCUGCUACAACUGUUUUUGACAGCCUCUGAACACAAUUUCCAUGGUUUAAAAAGUAAAAGCCACAUUAAUAUACUAUAUGAAAUAUAGCAAGUUGUAUAAGAAAGUCUGUCCUAGGAGAUCCUGAGGCACGCUAGGAUUUUCCUUGUAUAAAAGAAACUUUGGUCUGUAAUUCAUGUUAGUUUGACUAGCAUGGCAUUCCCUUUGUUUAUUUUAAUUAAGAAAAACCCAUAGCUUCCAGAUCCAGACCUAGCAAAACUCUCAGGCAGUUUGUCUUCAGGAGUCAGUAUCCUAUUAUUGCACUGGUUUCCAGAAGAUGUUUUCUAAAACAGAGAAGUAAACUUUUCCAAAAUUUCAGUGGAAUCAACUCUUUCCCAGGGUUUGGUAAGUUGGUUAGUAAUUUUCCGCUUUUUCAGGAUCACUGAUCAUCGCAGAGAAAAUGGGAGUGGGAAGUAGGGGGAAGCUCCUUUUUACUCUUACAUAUACAUUUCAGAUACUCUAUUAGAUUUUUCCCUCACCUUUUACAGGUAUUUCCCGCUUCUAAGGGCACGGAAUCGGGCUAGUGAGAGCUGAUGGGGUAACUGCUGUUCAGCCAUGCCGCUGCCUGUGGCGUGCCUGACUGCCACUGCGGCUGGGGAGUUAUUCCCUCUGCCAGUCCCAGCUGACUUGUGAUUUGUAACUCUUGCUAAUGUUAGCGCUUCCAAAGUUAGCCAUUAAAUGCAGACAAAAACGCCUUAAAAAAAUAAAACAGCUUGAAAGCGCUUAACUCUGGAAAGACAUGCUUGAAAAUGAGUAUUCAUCUCAGAGAUUCAGUAAAAUACAAAGUCUGCGUUCGACUGGAAACUUUUAAUUAAACCCCCUCUCUUGUUCUCUUUGCAAGGACGUGCCCAAGCCUGCUUUUGUAUGCUCAGGACAGUGUCUUUCUCUGUAAUUAUACCAUGCAUGAAACACAAACGAAAUUACAUCUUGGUUCAGCGCAUUUAAAAAAAACGCCCAAAACUUCUUUAAGAAGAACUAACAAGCCCAGGACUUUUUUUUUUUUUUUUUUUGACAGUGUUUAAAAAUGAUUACCACCACAAAUAAUUUACAAGCAUAGUUGGAGGCUAUCGGAACUGAUUGCUCUGUCUAGGAAAUUCUUAAUGAGAGCCGUGCUGCAGGAAUUCGCAGGGGUCCUGUAGCUGCCGGCUCCUCCCCGGGGUUUCCUCUCGCUGCGCGCCGCCCCGCGCAAACCCCUGCAGCUGUGCGCAGGUCCGCGGCCGGGCGAGUGCAGUCGCCGCACCAGGUUUUAAAAGCUGCCGGUGGCUGGGGACUCUCGGCGUCGGGGGGGGAGCAGCAAGAGCUCCGCUCCACAUGUCUGCCUGCUCUUAUUAACUUAUCGCAUAAGGGAAGUGAUUGAGUCCGGGUACCGAGGGCCGUAAAAUUGUGGCACGGGCGAGGAGCAGAAAGUUGCGCGGCUUGUGGGCCGAGCGGGGCCGGAUCCCGCAGCUCGGAGGGGGUUGCUUUGGCUUCCCGCAUCUGACAGCUGAGGGCACGGCGGCCGGCGGGAAGACGGCCCGUUCCCAGCCUGCAGCUAGGGCAGCGGGACAGCCCGGCGCUCGGUCAGACGGCACAUGGCAGCAGAGCGCUCGGUUUCGGCGCAGGUUAACUAGGUCUGGGCUCUCGCUAGCGCGCUAAAGCACCCCGAGCUUCGCUGGGUUAUCGCAGGAGUUAAAAUGCAGCUGACUGUUUACUUCUUUUUGGGCUGCGGUAUUUUCUUAGCUUCAGGAUACAACUCCUUUAGUAAGAGCGUGGAGACGAUAGGCAAGAAGCAGUACCAGGUUCAGCACGGGUCAUGCAGCUACACCUUCCUCUUGCCCGAGACGGACAACUGCCGAUCUUCUACUUCGUAUGUGUCGAACGCGGUGCAAAGGGAUGCGCCUUUAGAUUAUGAUGAUUCAGUUCAAAGACUGCAGCUACUUGAAAACAUCAUGGAAAACAACACUCAGUGGCUAAUGAAGGUAUUAAACCAGACAACCAGACUUGAACUUCAGCUUUUGGAACACUCUCUUUCAACAAACAAACUAGAAAGACAGAUUUCAGAUCAGACCAACGAGAUAACUAAAUUACAAGAAAAAAACAGCUUUCUAGAAAAAAGAGUUCUUGAGAUGGAAGACAAGCACACACUUCAGCUGAAGUCAAUAAAAGAUGAAAAAGAUCAGCUUCAAGUCCUAGUAGAUAGACAGAAUUCUAUUAUAGAAGAACUAGAAAAACAGUUAGUUACAGCUACAGUAAACAACUCAGUUCUGCAAAAACAGCAACAUGAUCUCAUGGAGACUGUUCAUAACUUGCUUACUAUGAUAUCUACACCAAACUCUAAGAACAACUUCAUUGCUAAAGAGGAGCAAAUCAGCUUCAAAGACUGUGCCGAAGCUUUCAAAUCCGGACUUACAACAAGUGGAAUCUACACCUUAACAGUUCCUAACACUGCGCAAGAAAAGAAGGCCUACUGUGACAUGGAAACUGGUGGAGGAGGUUGGAUGGUCAUUCAGAGACGUGAAGAUGGCAGCGUGGACUUUCACCGGACAUGGAAAGAGUACAAGAUGGGAUUUGGUGAUCCUGCUGGGGAGUAUUGGCUGGGAAAUGAGUUUGUUUCUCAGCUGACUAAUCAGAAGCGUUAUGUUCUUAAAAUACACCUGAAAGACUGGGAAGGAAAUGAGGCAUAUUCAUUGUAUGACCACUUCUCUCUAGCAAGUGAAGAACUAAAAUACAGGAUCUACCUUAAAGGACUUACUGGGACAGCGGGCAAAAUAAGUAGUAUAAGCCAACCAGGAAAUGAUUUUAGCACAAAGGAUGCAGACAAUGACAAAUGUAUUUGCAAAUGUUCACAAAUGCUAACAGGAGGAUGGUGGUUUGAUGCAUGUGGUCCUUCUAACCUCAACGGAAUGUAUUACCCAUUACGACAGAACAACAACAAGUUCAACGGUAUCAAGUGGUACUACUGGAAGGGCUCGGGAUACUCUCUCAAAGCCACGACUAUGAUGAUUCGACCAGCAGAUUUCUGAAUGCUUUUUGCAUUAUGUGAAUUAUGUAUUGUAUAGUUUUCAAAGACUUAAUUUGCCAAACAUAUAAACACACAUCUGCAACUGUUCUCAUUUUCAAGCCCAGAAAACAUGCGCUAGCGUUCUGAGGGGAUCAGUUCAGUACAAUUCCUGAAUUGUAAUAGCCUUGAUCAGAUAAAGCUCAUAUUAUUCAACCAGACACAAAGUCUAAAGCGUCAACCUGAUAUAACAGUGAUUUGGCCAAACGACUGAAUAAAAAGAACAUCCAAGAAACUGUCAGACAACUUAAGGACUCUGUUUUACAGAUCAUUUAUUUUAUGUAUGUGUUAGUAAAUAACUGGAACUGUGAAAAAUAGCUAAAAUAGUUUUAGAAAUAUGCAUUUUGCCUCAUCACUGAACUUUAAACACUACUCUAAUAUAAAACACUUAAGUAGAACUAGAACUAUUUAUCUUUGUGUCAUGUUUGCCUUUUAUGUACAUAAAAAAAUACUGUCCUGUAAUUAGCUCAAUACUGUAGUUAAAGAGUACAUUCUUUCCCCCCAUAGUCUCUUAAACAACUUCUUACACUUUUUCAGGGACUUUUUCCAAUAGCCUGUAUUACUUUAUUUAACAGAGGACAAAUAGCAUUUAAGUACUUUGCAUUUAUUCUUGGGAAAUACCAUGUACAAAAAUCACCGUGUCUUUCAGUUUGUACUUAUUACAGUCACUCUCUUUAAGUUACAAAAAUCCCUGCAAAUUACAAUGUAGUAUGUAUUUCUUUAUAUUUUUAUGAAGAUUGCACUUUUUUUUCUUUCCUUGUCAUUUACUUGUAAAUGAUCAGUAUUUUAUAAACCGAGACAACGGCAUUAACACCAGAUGUUCAGUUGUCUAUGACAAUCAGUUAUCACCUGGUGCUGUAGUACAUCUAUAUGUUUUGUAAAAAUAACCUUAACUGAAAAACAUGCAUGUUCUUUGAUACAAUUAAAUUUAUGCUCAUGACUUAAGAUACAAAUCACUACAUUUUAAAAAUGGGAAAAAAAAAUCUGAACGUUAUCUAAGGUCAUACUGUUGGGAUUUUUUCAGUAAGGUUAGGACUUUUCCCUAGAAAUUCUCCGUAGGUGGGCCCUCAAUGUAUGCCGCAAUGUGAAUAAAUUACUGGGUAAUUUUUGCGUUUGAAAAAUUUUAUCCCUAUAUGCUUUAAAAUUGUGUACUGUACACUGCAGUUCAGAUUGAGAAGAUAUUUCUUCGUAAAUCACACAAAAUAAUUUUGUAGAGAUUUUUCCCCAAAUUAAUUCACUUUAGGUUUUAAUUCUCAUGCUUAGUCUUUGCCUUAAAGUAAUAUUUUUGUAAAAUUUUAAUUUCAACAGAUGACUGAAUUAGUUGUAAGGCAAGAAUAUAUCUCAUACCAAAACACAACGAGACACAACAUUUCUAGAGGCUUACUUAACAAAAGGUAUUGUAUUUUAAAAACAGUAAAUAAUUUUGAGAAAGGUGGAAGAAAACUCGUCAUUUUAUACUGACAGUCAUUAAAGCUGCUAUUAGAGUACCCCACCACUCACACCACCACCAUUCCUCUUCCCUGAAAAUGUGUGUCAGCAUUACUAAAGGGUAGCAGAGACAAAAAAUACUUCUAAUAUUACUUCACGAUCUGAUUUUAAAUAAACCUAACAAAUGUAAAUUAAUAGUCAUCAUCUGAAGAGUUGCAUAAAAUAAUAUCAAUGUUUUUAAGAUUACUGUUUAAUAUUUUAUUGUCUCUCUCAGCAAACUUGUAAAGAGAUAUAUGUAUCCCAAACUAAAAAAAAAAAAUAGUUCACAAAAUUGCUUUCAUGAAUUUCUAAAUGCCUUAAAGAUCAAGUCUAGCAGACAGCCACCAAGCUAGUAAAGGAGCUAGACAUACCACGAAGCACACGAUAUACCAAGAGAGGCCCAGAGAGCUGGCUUUUUUUAGUCUGGGGAGGAGAAGGGGAAGGGGAGACCGUACUGCUGUCUACAGCUACCUGGAUCAAGGACACAGAAGACAGAGCGAGACCUUUCCUGGAGGAGCACCGCAACAGGGCAAGAGACAGGGACGAGAGACAGCAAACACAAGUUGGAAUUGGGGAAAUUGGAUUUUCUUUUUAAUUUAUUCAUUUAUUACCAUGAUGGUGAACUGGACAAGUCCUUUGGAGCAGAGCAUUGAACUAGACAACCUUCAGAGGUCCUUUCUAAUCUAAAAUAUUGUAUGAUUUUAUGAAAUUUUAUAGAAAAGCUGAGUCCAGAAUACUGUAUUUCCUGCUGUACUGCGUUUAAUCAAACAACUAAAGAAAAUAUACCCGAUAUGUGAGAUAGUAAGCAUAUCCAGCCCAAUAACCCCUCCCUCCCUCCAAAAAAAAAAAAAGCUUCUUAAAAACCAUGAUGGAAUCUGGCACAGUAUGAAUGCUCUACCUGGCAAAGAAAAAUAGUGCUAACUUCUGGUUGACAUUAACCUUUGUUAUUUUUGUAAGAAAACACUAUAUGACAAGAAUAAUUAAAUAUCGCAUGGCUA
Molecule: messenger RNA, 12238 nt
Organism: Grus americana (Whooping crane)
Lineage: Eukaryota; Metazoa; Chordata; Aves; Gruiformes; Gruidae
Gene: ANGPT2
Product: angiopoietin 2
Exons: 8
Coding region: 8410-9738 (442 amino acids)
Biological process (GO): angiogenesis; Tie signaling pathway
Molecular function (GO): receptor tyrosine kinase binding
Source: RefSeq, a predicted model, not a curated record